Artibeus jamaicensis (Jamaican fruit-eating bat) is the source of this 1017-nucleotide messenger RNA. Its product is annotated as keratin, type I cytoskeletal 18-like. Gene Ontology annotation, cellular component: keratin filament. The record is from RefSeq and is a predicted model, not a curated record. Gene Ontology annotation, biological process: intermediate filament cytoskeleton organization. NCBI's taxonomy places the organism in Eukaryota, Metazoa, Chordata, Mammalia, Chiroptera, Phyllostomidae. Gene Ontology annotation, molecular function: structural molecule activity.
AUGGCUGUGGAGAUGGCUGGGGGUUUGGCAGGCGUAGGGGGCAUCCAGAGUGAGAAGGAUACCUUCAAGGACCUGAGGGCUCAGAUUUUUGCAUGUUCUGUGGACAUUGCCUAUGUUGUUCUACAGAUUGGCAAUGCCCAUCUUACUGCUAAUGACUUCAGAGUCAGGUAUGAAAUGGAGCUGGUUAUGCACCAGUCUGUGCAGAGUGACAUCAAUGGGAUUCAAAAAGCAAUUGAUGACACCAAUAUCACUCGGAUGCAGCUGGAAACAGAGAUUGAGGCUCUCAAAGAGGAGCUGCUUUUCAUGAGGAAGAACCACAAGGAGGAAGUACGUGGUGUACAAAUCAGAUUGCUAGAGAAACAGAUUGCCAACUCUGGAUUGAGUGCAGAGUUGGACCUCAAUGACAUCAUGGCAAACAUCCAGGCCCAGUAUGACAAGCUGGCUCAGAAGAACACAGAGGAUCUAGAUAAGUACUGGUCCCAGCAGACCAGGGAAAGCACCAUAGUGGUCACCUUGCAAACCUCUGUGACAGGAGCUGCUGGGAUGACAUUCACAGAGCUGAGACAUGUGGUCCAGUCCUUGGAGAUCAACCUGGACUCGAUGAGAAACCUGAAGGCCAGUUUGGAGAACAGCCUGAAGGAGUUGGAGACCUGCUAUGCCAUGCAGAUGGAACAGCUCAACCAGAUCCUGCCACACCUGGAGUCAGAGCUGGCCCAGACCUGGGCAGAGGGGCAGCAUCAGGCCCAGUAUUAUAAAGCCCCGCUGGAUAUCAAGUUCAAGCUGGAGGGGAUCAUUACCUACCUGGAAAAAUAAGAUGACUUUGAUCUUGAUGACACCCUGGAUAAUAGCUGCUCUAUGCAAACAAUCCAAAAGACCACCACCUGUAGGAUUUUAGACAGCAAAGUGGUUUCUGAGGUCAAUGACACCAAAGUUCUGAGGCAUGAAGGCAGCAGAAACAGGGCACCCCUUGGAGGGGGCAGGAGGCCAAUAAAAACUUCAGAAACCACUAAACAUUAA